AUGGGACUAACCAAUAUGUCUUUGAUGUCUCCAGACACUUUCUUUCUGAUGGGCAUCCCAGGACUAGAGCACCUACAUGCCUGGAUUGGGAUUCCCUUCUGUUCCAUGUAUGUGGUGGCAGUGGUGGGGAACGUGACCAUCCUGGCUGUGGUGAGGGCAGAGCGAAGCCUCCAUGAGCCAAUGUUCCUCUUCCUGUGCAUGCUCUCGGUCACUGACCUGGUGCUCUCUACAUCCACACUGCCCCGCAUGCUCUGUCUCUUCUGGCUUGGAGCCCAGGACAUUGCCUUUGAUGCUUGCCUGACUCAAAUGUUCUUCAUCCAUAGCUUUACUACCAUGGAAUCGGGCUUCUUCCUGGCCAUGGCCAUUGAUCGUUAUGUGGCCAUCUGUGAUCCUCUACGCCAUACUACUAUUCUCACCCACAGUCGCAUUGCCAAAAUGGGAGCUAUGGUAGUUUUCCGUGGAGUGGCCUUCUUUUCUCCACACCCCAUCCUGCUCAGACAGCUUCCCUACUGCAGAACACGAAUCAUUGCCCACACCUACUGUGAGUUCAUGGCUGUGGUGAAGCUGGCAUGUGUGGACACAGGAGCCACUAAGCGUUACAGCCUCAGUGUGGCCUCUGUCAUCGGCUCCUGUGACGGCUUUUUCAUUGCUGUGUCUUAUGUUCUAAUCCUCCGUGCAGUCUUUAGUCUUCCAUCACGAGAAGCAAGUCUUAAAGCUCUAGGCACAUGUGGCUCCCAUGUCUGUGUUAUCCUUGUUUUCUACUCCACAGCUGUAUUUACCUUCCUGACUCACCGCUUUGGCCACAAUGUGGCCCCCCAAAUUCACAUCUUCAUCGCCAAUAUGUACCUUCUGGUACCACCCUUUCUUAACCCCAUUGUUUAUGGUAUUAGGACCAAGAAAAUUCGUGACCAUGUCCUCAGUUCUCUAAGGGUAAAAGUUGCUUGA
This is a messenger RNA of Tupaia belangeri chinensis (Chinese tree shrew), 945 nucleotides long. RefSeq names its product olfactory receptor 52M1. Gene Ontology annotation, biological process: G protein-coupled receptor signaling pathway. Gene Ontology annotation, molecular function: olfactory receptor activity; G protein-coupled receptor activity. NCBI's taxonomy places the organism in Eukaryota, Metazoa, Chordata, Mammalia, Scandentia, Tupaiidae. Gene Ontology annotation, cellular component: plasma membrane. The record is from RefSeq and is a predicted model, not a curated record. The coding region runs from base 1 to 945 and encodes 314 amino acids. The transcript has a single exon.